Messenger RNA from Carassius auratus (goldfish), 1552 nucleotides. RefSeq names its product eukaryotic initiation factor 4A-II-like. Lineage: Eukaryota; Metazoa; Chordata; Actinopteri; Cypriniformes; Cyprinidae. The annotation marks the transcript as partial. The transcript is spliced from 6 exons. The record is from RefSeq and is a predicted model, not a curated record. Gene Ontology annotation, molecular function: ATP binding; nucleic acid binding.
AUUAAUUUUAUUGCACAUUAUUUCUGUCAUUUACUCUAUCUUUUUGUGUUCACCCCUCUUCCAGCUUCUAAGUACAUUAAAAUGUUUGUGCUGGAUGAAGCGGAUGAGAUGCUGAGUCGUGGUUUCAAGGACCAGAUCUACGAGAUUUUCCAGAAACUCACUACUAGCAUACAGGUGGUGCUGCUGUCAGCCACCAUGCCUGUGGAGGUGCUGGAUGUCACUACCAAGUUUAUGCGAGAACCAAUCCGUAUCCUGGUGAAGAAAGAGGAGCUCACCCUUGAGGGUAUUCGUCAGUUCUACAUCAACGUUGAAAAAGAGGAAUGGAAGCUGGAUACUCUCUGUGAUCUCUACGAGACUCUAACCAUCACUCAGGCAGUGAUCUUCAUUAACACACGCCGGAAAGUAGACUGGCUCACAGAGAAGAUGCAUGCCAGGGACUUCACUGUCUCAGCUCUGCAUGGAGACAUGGACCAAAAGGACCGUGACCUGAUUAUGAGGGAGUUUCGCUCUGGUUCUAGCCGUGUCCUUAUUACCACAGAUCUGCUGGCCAGAGGUAUUGAUGUCCAGCAGGUGUCUUUGGUGAUCAACUAUGACUUGCCAACCAACCGUGAGAAUUACAUUCAUAGGAUUGGUAGAGGAGGCCGUUUUGGCAGGAAAGGUGUAGCCAUCAACAUGGUGACAGAAGAUGACAAGCGUACUCUGCGGGACAUCGAGACCUUCUACAACACCACCGUAGAAGAGAUGCCCAUGAAUGUGGCUGACUUGAUCUAGAGAUUUAUUUGACCGGAUCUAGAGACACCCCCUUCUCCCUAUCUCUACAGUCGCUCUCUUUAUUUUCUAGUUUAAGCACUUCUGAAUGGAGCAGGGAACAUGCAACUCCCUGCGCUUCCACAGUUGCAAAUCAGUCAUUUUAUUUUCCCCAAAAUUGAUCAAUUUUUUAAAAUCUCAAAUGCUGAAUGUAAUCACUUUAUCUCCAUCAACCUUCAUAAUAGACAUUGAGAUGUGGGCUCAGUCAUCUCUUAUGGAGAAGAGAUGCAUGUUCUGUCACUCUGCUCCUGAUUAGUCAUCCUGGGCUCAUUUUUUUUUAUUUUAGCUGGGAAUCAUCAGAUUUUUUGAAGGAGUAAUUGGACUACAGUUACUGGUUUCCAGCUUCUGUGAUUGUUUCUUUAAACACACCUCAUGCUGCUGGUGUAUUUGGGCCAUGUGGUAAAAGUGUGCCAGAUUUUAAUCAGACAUGAAAAGCAUUGGAUUUGAUUCACUAUUUAUUUUAUUUUAUUUUUCUCAAAUUACUCGUUGCUGUACUGUUUGCUGUAAAACUAUAACAGAUCUAUUUAAUCACCCUUAUACAGUAUUUGAUGUAAGAUGUCUGAGUCAAUUGAGAUAUUUGGAAAUCCUUACACAGAUUAAUUUUGACUGGUGGUACAAAAAUGUGAUGGAGAAAAAAAUUAUAUUGCAACUUUUUUCUUGCUUUUUCUUUUAAAUAGUUUUGCGAGUGUAUUUAGUUUUUUUGGAGGAGGGGGUGAAUUUCAAUAAAGCUACAGCCUCACUCUUU